Penicillium brasilianum is the source of this 1295-nucleotide messenger RNA. NCBI's taxonomy places the organism in Eukaryota, Fungi, Ascomycota, Eurotiomycetes, Eurotiales, Aspergillaceae. The record is from the annotation of a GenBank genome assembly.
CUCGACUCACAAGGCUGGCGCUAUCAAAACUGACUCAAAGAAUGACGUAUCGGGUCAGCGGGUCUUGGCGUGCGAAAAAGAGGAAAAGCGCCAAAUUUCGCCAAAAAGAACUGUAAUGCGACCUCGAACGACGUUUCCCUCCACACCUCCCAACGCCCCUGAAACCACAUUCCUACAUACACAAUGGCUUCCUACCAAACGGGCAGCGAGGCCUACACUCGCGAAAACCAAACAUCAGCCCCCGCGGCCCCGCAAGCUGCCUGGGCCGACAAGUACCGCGGGGCUACUGUCGAAGACCUCGACCCUCCUCCUGCACUGUCGGUCUCUCCCAAUGACCCCGUUUCCGCUGCCCUGAUGACCGCCUACGAGCGCGACUACACCCACCUCACCGUCAUCGACGCGGCGAAGCGAUCCCUCCUCGGCUACCUGAGCAUUCCCCGGUUAAAGGAGCUCCUCCAGAAUGGUACCGUCAAGGAUACUGAUACAGUUGCCUCGGCCAUGCAGCGGUUCAACCGCAAGCGUGGCAUCUACCAGGUGAUCACCAUGGAAACGCCAUUGGAGGAGUUGGAGCAAUUCUUCGAGACCGAGACGGGUCCCAACGGCGAGAAGCGGGAGAAGCAGCAGUUCGCCGUUGUAACCGAUGUGACACGCAAAUUUGUGCUUGGCGUUGCGACCAAGGCCGAUCUGGAGGAGUUUGUCAAGCGCCGGCCGGCGUGAAGUGGGAGGGCAUAUAAUCGUAUCUUUGACCUAUGUGGUCAAGCCUCUGCAAUGUGGGAGCAAAGCAUAUCGGCGUCCUCCGAGGGAUUUGGGCAUUGGGAAUCGUUCUUUCUAUCUUCGUUCUCCCGGAGUGUAUAUGGGCCCCUUCAACAUGGACAUGACAUCUUUAACAUCUGUCGGAAUGGAAAGGGGGGUUUCUCGAGGUACAUGUGUGAAGCCAAAAAGUCUGGGCUGGAGCCAGGCAUGGGAAUGUGUCUUAUGAUAUCCAACAACAAUACAAAAUUUGCUUUGUAGCUGAGAAUCCGGUCUGGGGCAACGACAGCUCUCGAGCCGAGCCCUCAAACUGCCCUGAUCAAUUAGGAUAAUAUUUCCUUCAACGCCGUGAAACCAGAAUAAACAUAGAGCCGAAGAUCAGACAUCCCCCUGAAGACUCGAUUGCACUACUGUGCUUUCUUGGACUUGGCCUUUUCGGACUCCUUGUUCUCACCCUGGUCUUCCAGCCAGGCAACGUAGAUGUACGCGAAUAAGACCACGUUGGCAGUAACGGCAGCCGCAAUGCCGGCAAACGUUGAGUUUCC